This is a messenger RNA of Haliotis rufescens (red abalone), 1856 nucleotides long. RefSeq lists its product as uncharacterized. The transcript has 3 exons. Bases 118 to 996 code for a protein of 292 amino acids. The record is from RefSeq and is a predicted model, not a curated record. Lineage: Eukaryota; Metazoa; Mollusca; Gastropoda; Lepetellida; Haliotidae.
AACGAUUUAUUAUGCACUAUUUCAUUUAAAAAUGACGUCCGAACUUUUGACAUAACCCCUGACCUUCAAACUCUGGGCUGACCUUUUGACUCCAAACAUCACGAUCGCGGCUCAAAGAUGAGUGACGGAUUUAACAGAAUUAUUCAACAGCUUGGGUACGAAAAACAAUUCACGGCGCCUAACUGUGCAAGAGUUACCGUUCCUGGGCUGACCUAUACCUCCUUUGAUGGCCAUGCUUCUCCUCAACCAUGGAGCGUCGUCAGUAUCAUACAUUCCUCCCAGAUUGACACCACAAACGCGCCAGAGGACGGAGAGUCAAUUCUGGGUCUUCACCAUCUCUUUGGUAAAAACACCAUAUUUGUAGUUGUGACAAAGGUGCUCUUUUACGACAGGCUCUAUGAUGAAGGUGUCGCAAAGGCCCCUCUGUGUAUGGACACCAGCGUCAGCAACGUCGGAAGAAGCACCGUCGUGAUUGACACAGUGAUGACAUCGGGUCAAAUUCCACUGGCCAAGUAUCAAAGUAGCUCAAUAAUAAUGGAUAGAACCCAUGGAAAUCCCGUCGAGAUUCCCCAGCAAUGGAAGAGUACAUACGGUCACUUGUGCCAAACAGGCGAGCCAAUGAGAUUCCGUGCUCUCGAGAGGCCAACUGACCAAUCAUGUGUAAGCAAGGUGUCGGCUGGGCGUGUGUCUUAUAGCGAUACCGACGCUAACCGCCAUCUGAACUUUUCAAACUAUUUGAGAUUUUGCUAUGAUGGUUUUAUCAGCGGGUAUCUAAGAAAUGAUCGUACACGAUUUCCCCGACAAUCAGUUCAACUCAAAUCUGCUUUCGCAUGGUACAGGAAACAAUGUUACUAUGGUGAUGACCUUGAACUUGAGUUUUGGGAACACCAGACAAAACCGGGUACCUUUUGUGUAGAUAUGUUGAGAAAUGGUGAAAGUGUUUAUCAGUGUUUACAUGAGUUUUACAACAUCAAAAGUAUCAGAAGUUCUCUGUGAUAAACAAUUGGGUGUGGACGCCAAUACUGUGCAUAGUUAAGGGAAAUCAUAUAAGUUCUUGGCUUAUUACGAGGGGGAAUACUGUUAGUUAUGGUGUCUAUAGUUGCCGCAUACGGUUUCAUAUAAGGUUAACAGAACAAUAUUAAGGUGGGAGUAGGGUGAUUUUCCGUUUGUCUGCAAUCUCUAACCGAUCUAAUCAGACAAACAAAUAGGUAUUUUCAUCCAGAAAAUAUGGUCAGUUGUAAACCUUUUCAACAUUCACUAUGAUGGCAUUCACAAAGACAUAAACAAAAGUACAAAAAUUCAGAGAGCAAAAUUCAAGAUUCUUCAAAUGGCCGCGCCCACACUGGUAGUAGCGAUGUUACCGAGAGUGAAGCGAAGGAGCUUGAGUUUUUAGUAAAGUGAGAUCACUCUAGUAACUGUGUCUCCAAGAAAUGUAUAACACCAUGACAAUGCGUUUAUAACCUGAGAGAAACAUAUAUCUGCCACUCACCACAUUAAUGUUGGCGUUUAAUAAGUGAAUUAACAUAGGAUCAGAUAAAAGACAAUAUCAUCAAAAAUAUAUAUUAACCGUAUAAAACACAGUGCUCCAAAUGAAUUAGUAUUUAAUUUGAGUAUUUACUCACGUGUAAUCAUUCUCUAUGGGUGUUUCAAUUUACUUUUAAUAGUCCCGAUCAAUUGAUAGAAUUAAUUUUUUUUUAAAUUAGUUAUAUAUUCGGAACUAAGGAAAUAGUAAGGCGUCACUUCAUUUUCCAAAUUAUGUGUGAUUGCUUGGAUUUCUGCCCUGGUUAUGUUUGGUGUUCUUGUUGCACCUGCGGAAAAGGUUUCAUUGGGCACACAGAAUGUUAAUAAACUCUUGA